AUGGGCACAGAGCCAGGGCAGUGCCCCACAGCACCCGACGGGCCCCUCGUCUUUGCUGGCUCGAGCCCAGCUGAUGUGGAACAUGCCCGUAUCUUCUGGAACUCAGCCACGCUCCCGCUGCCGCUCGAGUCCUCUCUAGGCCCUGCCACCCUUCGACGUGAGGGAAACCUUCCCCUGAGGGGGGCCUGCCCCAUAAGGGGACAUGAAAGUGAGGAAAACAGUGAGAAAGAGAGAAUCUCAGAAGCUCAAAAUGUGCAGAAAACUAAAGUAAAAGAAAAAUAUCUUCAGCAGGCCAAGAAAAGAGAAGAUAUACUAGCUUUGCUGAGGAAACAGAGAGAAGAAAGGAUUGCAAAAGAACUGAUUUCUCAUCCACAUAAACCAAAGAUCAAAGCUGAUGAAGUAAGCAGGCAGAAGGUGUUUGAAGCAGACCAUCAGGAUCAAGCAGCAGUAAAGGCCCUCAAAUAG
Molecule: messenger RNA, 465 nt
Organism: Cygnus atratus (black swan)
Lineage: Eukaryota; Metazoa; Chordata; Aves; Anseriformes; Anatidae
Gene: HOATZ
Product: HOATZ cilia and flagella associated protein
Exons: 5
Coding region: 1-465 (154 amino acids)
Biological process (GO): cilium assembly
Source: RefSeq, a predicted model, not a curated record